GCCUCCGCUCGCCACCCUCGUCGUUCCCCUAAUCUCCCUUUUGUCCAUUGGUUGCGCUCUCGUUCCUCCUCACCUUCUCGUGCUCGGUCGCCACAACCGUCUCACGGAUUCCAUCCGAAAGAGUGAGAUUUACACCGAUUGAUCACACCUCGAUUGGUCGCCCUCGCUGAGCGCUUUCAGACGAUCUCUGAUUCGCCGUAGAAGGUGGCCUUCAACCCCGGAAUCGAAUCCUAGAAAACCUCGAUCAAAAACCUAACCUUAGGAGCGGUGAGAUUACUCCAUCCGUUCGGAAGAACUCCGCAGAGGCCGCCGGCCAUAUGCGCGUCCCUGGAUCCAGUCGAUUCUUCUUGAACCCCAGCGAGAAGGAAACCCUAGCUCGGAUGGCGAGGGACCGCCCCCGCGGAGGCCGCGCGACGGAAGGGGAGGCGUCCGACGGCGACUCGUCGGAGUCGCUGGAGGAGAUCUCUGCUGAUGAUUUCAAAAAGGACACGAGGACCGGGAGAUCUGGGGUUUGGAUGGGGUACCGCAUGUCGAACAACUACGGACCCAGCCUCUACAGCUUUGCGUGGGCGCAGGCCGUGCAGAACAAGCCGCUGGGGUUGGAUUUGAUGCCAAUGACGGGUGGUGAUCUCGCCUCGAAGAAUGACACUAGUGAUAGGUCCGCGAAGGAGGAAUCUUGUGAUGUGAUUGUAGAGGAUAUCAGUCAGGAUGGCGAUGAUGGAAUGGAGUUGGAGGAAGGGGAGUUGGAGGAAGGGGAGAUUGAGCUUGGGAUGGAGCCCGUGGCUGAUGAAAUGACAGAGGUUUCUUCUGAUAAACUGGAGAAUGAGCCAGAAAAGAAGGAAACUGAUGGGGAGGAAUCAGAAGAUAUGGGGGAUUUUGACAGGCGUGUGAGCCUAAUUCUGGAGGAGUUAGAGACCAUAACCAUCGAUGAGGCAUUGGCAUCCUUCGAGGAUGUAUGUUUGCGAUUGCGUAAGUCUUUUGAAGACUUGAAACCAAUGUUUACAGGGAUAGAGAGCUCAGACACAGUGCUAAAUGCUCUUGUCCAACAGGCUUUUAUGGGAAUUCAAACAGCUUAUUCUGUGCUUAAUUCAGAUACUUUUCAGAGAAAGGAGCUGAAUCAACAAUUGUUGUUGAGGUUGCUGAUUCACAUAAAAAACCAGUAUUCUGUUCUUUUAACAUCUGAACAAGUAAAAGAGAUCGAUACUCUAGUUAAUUUAUUAGUUUUUGAGGAUCAUAAUAAAAAGAAAGAGCAGCAUGGUGGGAUUGGGAACAACAAUUUGAAUUUGUCUAAAGAACCUGGCGUCUCUUCUGAUGGUUUAGUUUCUUUGGGAAAACCAUAUUUGGCUCCAAAAGCAGUUAGUUUGCCAAUGCUGGGGUUACCUAUGCCCCCUAGGAAUAGAGUGGAGUUUAGUCCAUUGCUGGAUCUUCAUGCAGAUUAUGAUGAAGAUAGUCUUCCUUCUCCCACACGAGAGACCAUGCCACGAUUUCCUGUACCAAAGCCCGUUGGUCAUGCAAUGGUGCCAGUUUUAUCUUCUCAGUCAUUAACUGCCAAAAGUGAAGAAGCUGAAGGUGCCACGUCACAAUUAUACGUAACUGAUGCUCUUAAGGCUGUCUCAUUUUACCAACAGAAAUAUGGAAAGAAUUCCAUUUUGUCAAAUAACCGGCUUCCAAGCCCAACUCCCUCAGAGGAGGGUGACAAAGAUGAUGAUUCUCAUGAAGAAGUAUCCAGUUCUUCAGUUGCUGGUAAUGCCAAAACUUUUUAUACAGCAACACAACAGGUUUCCAAGUCCAGCAGCAAUGCUACCCAUACAAAUAGCUCACCUGUGGAUCGUUGUCCUGUUAAGCUGGCUGAGCAAGUUCAGUCCGGAACUAAACCUGCUGUAAAGCCUGCAUUAAAGAGGAGAGAUCCAAGGCUUAGGUUCAUGAAUAAUGAAGUCAGAGGCCCUUCAGAAGAAAGGAGUGGUAUCAGAUGUAAUGCCCCAGAUGAUGGUUUUUUGGGAGGAACAAUUAAUGCUAGGAAGCACAAGAUUGCUGAUGAGUCUGCUGCUGUGGUGGACCAGACCAUGAAAAGACAGAGAAAUGGAUCUAUGAGCUCCAGAAAUAUGCAUGUAAUAUCAGGUAGCAGUGAGUGGUUAGAAGGCGAUAGUAUUAUUCCUCAACCAAGUGAAAGGAGUCAAGUAAAUGAAAAUUUACAUGCUGAUAUUAGAAAAGCAGGAACUGGAGAAGUUGGUUUUGAUAAAGAACCCAAUUCCAAUGCUAAUUUCAGCAUGUUGAAUGGACUUAAACCAAAUUCUUCAAGUAAUCCUGCUGGUCCUAUUUCUUUGCCUUCAUUGCUGAAGGCUGUAAACCCAACAAUCCUUGUGCAGCUACUUAAAAUGGAACAACAGAGACUAGCAGCAGAGAAUCAACAGAAUGUUACUACCUCAACAAGUGAUAUAACAAAUGUUUCAAGUGUCAGUGGAUUACCUGGGGCAGUUUCUUCAGUAAUUUCUACUCCAGUUAGGUCCAAUGAACCUGGACAAAACCAACUAGGAAUAUCUCAGGUUUCUCCACAAUCAGCUUCCAUGAGCUCUCAAAAUGACCUGGGGAGGAUUCGCAUGAAACCUCGUGAUCCUCGCCGUAUUUUGCAUAAUAAUAUCGUUCAGAAGAAUGAGGUUGUUGCGUCUGAACAGAACAAUAUAAAUGGAGCCACUGCUGGUCCUCAGGGCACCAUGGGACAUUUAACUGCCAGGGAGGCAGGAGAGCAGGCACAGUCCAACAUUUUGCCUACUCAAUUUAGUCCCCCACCUGAUAGGUCUGAGGAGUUAACCAAGAAUCUUCCAACCAUUGUUUCUAGUUUACAGCUAACUACCACUUCCCCAACAAUCCCCCACGGUAACAGCCAACCAAUCUCAAGUAAAGGUAAUCAGAUGGAUGUAAAGUUGGCUUUGGCAGAGGUGAAUGACCCAAAGACCGUGUCUGAUGUGCUUUCCGAAAGAAGUGCAGGAGUUUCAGAAUCAACUAACCUUUGGGGGGAUGUAGAUCAUCUACUUGAUGGGUAUAAUGAUGAACAAAAAGCAGCUAUCCAGAGAGAGAGAGCAAGAAGGAUUGUGGAACAGAAUAAAAUGUUUGCUGCUAGGAAGCUUUGUCUUGUCCUUGAUCUGGACCACACACUCCUUAAUUCAGCUAAGUUUGUAGAAGUUGAUCCAGUUCAUGAAGAGGUUUUGAGGAGGAAAGAAGAACAAGACAGGGAGAAGCCACAACGACAUAUUUACUGUUUCCAGCAUAUGGGAAUGUGGACAAAAUUGAGACCAGGCAUCUGGAAUUUUCUGGAGAAGGCUAGCAAGCUCUAUGAACUGCAUUUAUAUACCAUGGGGAACAAGUUGUAUGCCACUGAGAUGGCAAAGGUGCUUGAUCCAACUGGAUCUUUGUUUUCUGGACGUGUCAUCUCAAGGGGAGAUGAUGGUGAUCCAUUGAAUGGUGAUGAAAGGGUUCCCAAAAGCAAGGAUCUUGAUGGGGUUUUGGGUAUGGAAUCUGCUGUGGUGAUUAUUGAUGAUUCUGUGAGGGUCUGGCCGCAUAACAAACUCAACUUGAUUGUUGUAGAGAGAUAUACUUUCUUCCCCAGUAGUAGGCGUCAAUUUGGACUUCUCGGGCCUUCACUUCUUGAAAUUGAUCAUGAUGAAAGGCCAGAAGAUGGGACUCUUGCUUCUUCGUUGGCGGUCAUCGAACGAAUUCACCAGAACUUCUUCUCACAUCACUCCAUAAAAGAUGCUGAUGUUAGAAAUAUACUUGCCUCAGAGCAGCGCAAGAUUCUCACUGGUUGUCGUAUUGUUUUCAGCCGGGUUUUCCCAGUUGGGGAAGCCAAUCCACAUCUACACCCCCUUUGGCAGACAGCCGAGCAGUUUGGUGCUGUCUGCACUAGCCAGAUUGACGAACAGGUUACUCAUGUUGUUGCCAAUUCUCUUGGAACCGACAAGGUGAAUUGGGCUCUCUCUACUGGAAGAUUUGUUGUUCAUCCUGGCUGGGUAGAAGCUUCAGCCCUUCUCUAUCGGCGGGUGAACGAGCAUGACUUUGCAGUCAAAGCUGUGACAUGAUAAGCUCAUCAUACACAAACACAGAAACACACUCGGCCUUUGUUAUCUAAAGAUCAGGGUAGAAUCUUCACCCCUUCUCUACUGGUGGGCGAAUGAACAUGAGUUUGCGGUUAACGCUGUGACAUGAUCAGCUCAUCAUACACAAAUCCAGAAGCACACUUGGCCUUCGUUAUAUAAAAAUCAGCUCAUCAUACACAAAUCCAGAAGCACACUUGGCCUUCGUUAUAUAAAAAUCUCCGAUCAGAGGCAGUUCACAAACUGGGAACGCACACGGCUAAACUGACCUUUGGUUCCAAGAAAAGCUGUGAAUACCAAUAAUCAAUUCCAAAAGCUGAAGGGAGUAAUUUUGGUGGGAAAACCAAGGGGCAGAGUGAGGAAGACGAGGAUGAUGGAAGGGUGGUGAAAUGUGUGAAUGCAGGGCUAGAAAAGUUGGUCUUCCUUCCACUGCAGUUCGGUUAUGGAUCGAAAGAAGUCUUGCGUUUUAUAGCAUUUAAGCAACGUUCCCAAUGUAGAGCUUCAAAAAAUGUAACAGUCUGUGUCUCUUAAAAUCGAGGGUCUUAGUUUGAAGGAACAAUUGAGAAAAGGCGCUGGGGUAUGUGAAUAAUCUUGGUGUACCAAAGUAACAGGUAGAUUCCCCAGGGUUGAUAUGGUCACCUAAUUCAAUGAUUCGAGGUUGCAUCAGCCAGUGAUUGUUAAUGGGAAACAUCCUUGUCUGGGUCUCAGCACCCGUGGCUCUCUCUAUAGGAAGGGGUAUCAGACAAUGUGGAGACAGAAUUGAGCGGCCGAUCUUCACUGUAAGCAUUUGGCAUGCCCCUUUCUUUCUUGGAUUUACUGUUGAGAAGUUUGUAAGCUAGAAGUAAAUGGCACCUCAAGGAAUAGCAUUUUUUUUUUAUACAUGGAUUAAUAUAAAAAGAAGAAAAUGCUAAAGAA
Messenger RNA from Musa acuminata subsp. malaccensis (wild Malaysian banana), 5003 nucleotides. Its product is annotated as RNA polymerase II C-terminal domain phosphatase-like 3. Gene Ontology annotation, cellular component: nucleus. Lineage: Eukaryota; Viridiplantae; Streptophyta; Magnoliopsida; Zingiberales; Musaceae. Gene Ontology annotation, molecular function: RNA polymerase II CTD heptapeptide repeat phosphatase activity. The record is from RefSeq and is a predicted model, not a curated record.